GAGUUUCCAGACAGCGAUUCGCCACAGACAGAACCGCUAAACGCUGGGCGGAGAAAAAAACUCGCGAGCACACUUCCACUCUGUUUCUACCACUUCGAACCACUCCGGCGAGAUAGAGUUGCAUAUGUUAGUGCAAUAUGAGUAGAAGAUGUGCCAAAACCUAAACGGAAUUAACCAUAAAACAUCAUUAGGCCUACGGCGUGUUAUGUUAUUGUAGCCUAAUUUGCCGUUUCCAUCUCUAUGCGCUGUUAAAUCCGGUUUAAUAGGGAUUGCUGCAGUUUAUUUGUUUGCAGUUGUGAGAUAAAAGCUCGACUUCUUCUGCCUUUGCUGAUAGGGGUUUCAUUUCUGUUUUUCUGUAGUUGUCAAAGCGGAAUGAAUGACAAAGACAAAGGCUGAUGUUAAUUCGCCAACUCACUUUGUCUCGCCGAAGGAAAGGAGACACAGGCACAAAAUGGAAAGCGGGACGGAGAGCGCCAACAACGGGCAGGCGAAGCCUCAACAGCAGCACCAGUUCGAGCAACAGCCCGUAGUGCAGCCCAUUCAAGUCAACGCGAAGAAAAAAAAUAAUCGGGCUCCAUCACCCGCCAGACCCAAGGAUGUGCCUGGAUGGUCCCUCACGAAGAUCCGUGGAGGAAUCGGUACACCAACACUGAGCGUUAAACCAGGAUCCAUACAUUUAGGCAGCCGGGUGUCCAGGCGUAGUCCGGUUAGCGGGAAAGAGACGAAAUCUGAGAAAGGAAAACUGACGGGAAAAUCCACGUUAUCGGUAGGCAGUGCCCAGAAGAGCAGCAGUAAAUCGAUGAAAGGUGGUCGGAGGAAGGUGUCCGAUGCGAGCAACGCCUCCGACGACCAGAGCAAAGACUCAGGUUGCGCUGCGGGAAAACGGUCGUCAACGGAUAGCAGUUCCGAGCUCUCCGAUUGUGCAUCGGAGGAGAAUAAACUAUCCACCGACGCUCUGAGUAGUGACACCGAAUCCAACAGCCGAGGCGGGGGUCUUGAUGGCGAUCAACCAAGCAGUGACUGCGGACAUGGACCACCGGAUAGGGGUAGUCCUGGUGACCAUCACGCCAAGACCCCAGUUGAUAAGAACCGAAUCUCCCUGGGAGUGGAGACCGUAGGGGGGAGCAUUUCUCCCGGGGAUGAACGGUCUCUUACCUCGUUCGACAGCCGGGUGCCUGCCAGCACAUCCCUAGCUUUCUCCGACCUGACGGAAGAGUUCAUGGAUGGCAUGCAUGAAGAAUUUGUCAGAGAAAUCGAGGAACUGAGAUCAGAAAACGAUUACCUAAAAGAUGAGAUGGAGGAGCUGCGCUCUGAGAUGUUGGAGAUGAGGGACAUGUACAUGGAGGAGGAUGUGUACCAGCUGCAGGAGCUGAGGCAACAGUUUGAGCAGGCCAACAAGACCUGCCGCAUCCUGCAGUACCGCCUCCGCAAGGCUGAGAGACGCAGCCUCCGCGUGGCCCAGACGGGACAGGUAGACGGGGAGCUCAUCCGAACUCUGGAGCAGGACGUCAAGGUGGCUAAAGACGUGUCCAUCCGGCUGCACAACGAGUUGGACUCUGUGGAGAAGAAGAGGGGUCGUCUGGAGCAGGAGAAUGAGGAGCUGAGGGUCAGGCUCCAGGACCUAGAGGUGGCCAAGCAGGUCCUGCAGGCUGAGAUGGAGAAGCAACGAGAGAACUCUCUGAAGAAGAGAGGCGCUCGGCCAAACAACAAGCCAGAGAAGAAGCCAUCUGUCCAGCAGGAGGACAACUCUGACCUCAAGUGCCAGCUCCAUUUUGCCAAGGAGGAGUCCGUGCUCAUGUGCAAGAAGCUGACCAAGAUGGCCAAGGACAGCGAGGCCAUGCGGGAGGAGCUGGCCAAGUACCGCUCGGUCUACGGCGAUGUGGACGCCUCACUCACCGUGGACGAGGUCAACGACUCACCCCACACCCGCGAGGCCGAGGUUAGAGUUCACCUGAAGCUGGUGGAGGAGGAAGCCAACCUGCUGAGCCGGCGCAUUGUGGAACUGGAGGUGGAGAACCGUGGCCUACGGGCCGAGAUGGACGACAUGAAGGGCCAGGAGCUGCCUCCAGGGCUGGGGGUGGGAGGCAUGGGAGGCCCUGGAGGAGGAAGUCUGGAUAACGUGAUGGAGCUCCAGAGGCACCUGCAGUUUGUGGAGGAGGAAGCGGAGCUGCUACGGCGCUCGCUGCUGGAGAUGGAGGAGCAGAACAAGCUGCUGAUGAAUGAGAUCAAUCGCUACAAGUCGGAGCUGCCGCUGACGUUGGACCCAAACCAGGAUGACUCCUCGUCCAUCUCUCUCCUGGAGGACGGUCAUGUUGGGGGAGCUCUCAUCAGCACCGAGGCCCCCCAUGAGGAGCUGCUGCAGGCCGCCAGGCUCCAGAUCGGGGAGCUGAGCGGUAAAGUGAAGAAGCUCCAGUACGAGAACCGUGUGUUGCUGUCCAACCUGCAACGCUGCGACCUGGCCUCCUACCACAGCUCUUCUAGGCCCGCCCUAGAGACCGACGCUGAGGCAGGGGACUCGGCCGAGUGCCUCCCCAGCCAAGCGUGCCGGGAAGGCCCCAUUGGAGGGGAGAACAAGCCCCUGGAGGAGAAGGAGAAGAAGACGUCCCCGGGGGUUCCCAUUCACCUGCACGGUAACGUUCCCCUGGGGCUGAAGGACCAUGAGGCCCUGCUGGCCAUGAGGGACCAGGCCCGCCUCAUCUCUACAGCCAUCCAGCUGCUGACCGCUUCCGAUUCCAACUGCCCCUCCCUCUCCCUCUACCGCAAGAUCUCCUCCAACUCCUCCGGGGAGACUGCAGAGCCCUGUGUCCCAGAGAAGAGCCAGCAGUCCCAACCCUCGGAGCUCCAGGACCUGCCCCUGGUGGAGGCUCUGACGGGCAGGCUGCGAGCGCUGCACACCCAGCUCCAGGCCUUCGUGAAGCGAGUGGAGAGCCUUGGCAGCGCCCCUCCUGGGAAGGAGCAGGUGGAGGGGGCAUCCCCCCUGCCUCUACUGUCCGAAGCUGGAGACUCCGUGGUGGAUACGCCCUCUGCAUCACACCCAUGCCCUCCAGACGACCAGGCGGGUGAGAUCACUGCAGGGCAGAAGCAGUCCAACUUUAGGGACCAAUCAGAGCGCGAAGUGAAAGGUCAGGAGGAGGAGGAGGGUGACAGCCACAUUGACAGCAACAAGAACCAGGUUAAACAGGAGACGGACACAGCCCUGCAGAUCAGUGAGCUGCAGGCCCUUCUGUUGGAGGCGAGGGAGAAUGCUUGCAGGACGCAGGAGGAACUGACUGUGGAGAGACAGGAUCACAGAGACCACACCCACAGCAGCUCACAGACAUUCACACAGCUGCAGGAGGAGCACCAGAAGGCCCUGACGAGAAGGGACUUCCAGCUACAGAGUCUGAGUCUGCAGACGCGGCUGCAGCAGAAGUUCUGGAGCCAAGAGAGGAACCUGAUGUUGCAGGAGUCCCAGCAGCUCAAGCAGACCCUGCUGCUGCUGAGCCUCAAGCUGCGCUGCUUCCUCAAACAGUGGCGGCUGGGACGCAAGCUGGACACGGAGGCCAAGGAUGUCUUGGAGGUGAACAGCCUGAAGGACCUGUACCUGCUGCUGGAGGAGGAGAGUCUGGCCGCCCACCCCCAACAGGGAGACAACAAGAUGACCUCCGCAGAGGAGCAGCACCUCUGCCCCACCAUCUCCAAAGAGCUCUGUGUGCUGGAGAAGAGUUACACACAGACGAGUGGCGUGAGCAGCACACUGGCAGACCUGAAGGGAGUGCUCCAGGAUCUGAGCGGGGAGCUGCGAGAGGAGCGCCAGGGCUCUCAGGAACUGACCCAGCAGUUUGCCCGCGCUAAGGCCUCCUGGGAGGUGGAGAGGACCGAGCUCAAGAGCCUCAUUACCCAGCUGGAGAGCAAGGUGGGCAUGGCUGCCCUGUCCAGGGGGGAGAAGGACCUCCAAGGACCUCCCGACCUGAAGGUGGCACUGAAGAGGGAGCGUGAGGAGCACCAGCACCUCCUGGCCGACUCAUAUGCAGCCGUCAUGGACCUGACCAAGCAGCUGCAGAUGGGCGAGAGGAACUGGAACCGCGAGAAGCUGGAGCUCCUAGAGCAUUUCAGUCAGGAGAGGGGCCAGUGGGAGCAGAGGCUACAGUGCAAGAUGUCUCUGCACUACAAAACCACCCCUGAAACAAAAACUGCACUGGACGUUGUUACAAAUGGAACCAAUUUAUCAAGUACCAAGUCCAUCCCGUCCAUGUUGGAGGGUCUGCUGGAGGCCUGUCCUUUCCUUCCGGGUCAGGAGGUCAACGGUACAGACAAUGAGGAGGGAGAGAAGGACCAGCCGAGCACCCAGGCCCAUUCCCUUCUAACCCACACAGACCCGGGUGACCUCACCAGGAAGAACUGGAAGUACCUGACCAAUGAGAUGGCUCUGAUGGAGCAGGGUGAUGCCCCCUUCAAGACGUGGGACUGCCCCAGCUCCCCCAGCAGUUUCCUGGACCUGGAGAGCAUCCAGAGGAGCUACACGGCCCCCGACAAGACCGGCAUCCGCAUCUACUACAGCCCCCCUACCAUGCGACGUAUGGAGAGCCGGCUGGCCAAGGAGAAGCAGGACAAACCUCAAGCCCAGCAAGGCCACCUGUCUCGGGCUUCAACUCCCUCAGAUGCUGUGGCCCUGGGGGGCCAACGUCCCUCCUCCUCCUCUGCCUCCUCCUCUUCGUCCUAUGACCAGUGGUUGAGCUCUCUGUCCAAGCAGCACAGGGACCUUCUGGAGAACAGCAGCGGUGGCGCGGGGGUGACGCCCUUCCACGGCCUGGAGAUCUCUGCCAACCUCUCGGAUGACAUGAAGGAGAUGACCAACUGCGUGCGCCAGGCCAUCCGCUCCAGCUCUCUGGAGAGGAAGUGCAGCAAGGAUGUGAGCAGCCAGACGGUGGGGGUGUCUAGCCGCUCCACCCAGACGGUCCAGUUUGUGAGCGUGGGGCUGCAGACGGAUGGGCUCGGGUCUCGGGGGGUGGGGGGCUUCCACACCAAAUCCUCCUGGUCCCUCCGGCCCUCGUCGUCGCUGGCCUCGGCCCGCUCGCGCCACAUCUCCUCAUCACUGGAUAAGGUGCACAGCCGCAUCGACAGGCCUUGCUGCUCACCCAAGUUCGGCUCCCCCAAGCUACAGCGACGCAUUUCCGCCUCCUCCUCCAAGCUGGACGGAGGAGGAUUGUCCUCGGCUUCUUCCAGAGACCGCAGCCUGUGGAACCUCCACCAGCGGUCCUCGACCUCCAGCGGCUCGGCCUGGGCCCGUUCCACCACCACCAGGGACAGCCCCGUGCUCAGCGGCCUCAACGAUGGCCUGUCCAGCCUGUUCAGCGUGGUGGAACACUCCGGCAGCGUAGAGUCCCUGUGGAAGAGUGAGCCAGGGGCCAGCCCAGCCCGCCAGGCAGCAGGGAAGCCCUCUGGCCCUGGACCAGACACCGGAGCCCAGAAAUACGGCCCCUUCCAGGAGUUUUUCAGGAACGUGUGCGGCCGGACCGGAACGACCAUGCCCGGGGGAGGGGAGAGGGGGCAGAGGGAGGUGGGGGCCAUGGAUGAGCCCAAGCCUGAGUGCCUUUCCGGGGUUUCGCUAGUGGGGAACGACAGCGUCACCAAGAUCGUCAACAAGAGAUUCAUGAGACAGAUGCCCAGGGAGGAGUUGGGGGCCACUGCUAACGAUCUCACUGCCAGGGACCUGACCUUGAGCUCCAGCAUGGAGGAUGCAGCGUGUGAUUGCAACUCCCAGUCUCUUACAUCCUGCUUCGCCCGGCCCUCUCGCUCGGCCACACGCCAUUCACUGGCCCACUGCAUGCACCGCUCUCAGGAGCCUCCCACGGCAACGGAGGAGAGAGUGGAUGCAGGCAAUGAGUGAUGGAUCAGAGAGAGCACAGACGUUCACACACACACACACACACACACACAUAUAUAUACUGCCUCACCAACACACUGCCACAUAAGCUACAGUACUGUCACAAAACGUAGACACAAACAUCUUGGCUACACCAACACACUGCUACAUACAUACUGUACAUACACACAAUCCCUCACAAACUGCCACACAGAACCACUGUCACAUGCACACACACACACGUCUGGAAUUGGAAAUCAACCCAAGCAGCACAUUCUAAUGCCAAGGAUAUAGGAAGACCAGAAUCUCCUAGGAUUCCUCUUUGAGCACCAGAACCACUACCAACUACCAGCAGGACAACAACCUCACACACAACACACAAACUGGAACAGUAAUGACACACUACUCCCUAUAUACUGCAGUAUUUAGGGAAUAGGGUGAUAUUUUGCACGCAAACAGUUUGUGGAAACGACCACCUAGGAAUUCAGACAGUCUUAUAUGAUGUCAGAACCACAACACUCUACUUUACCCGGGAAUUUUUGGAAUUGCAUAGGGAAAACACAUACUGGGCUACUAGAUUUCUACAACGUGGAUCUUCCCAACCGACAGGGAUAUGAGGUGGUUUGUUAGCUGCUCCCAUUCCAAGUACCAAUCCUAUUCCCAGUCCAAUUCCCAAGCCAGCACCAGUCCCUUCCCAAGCCAGCAUUUGGAGAGCUGCUCCUCCCUAACACCAAGCAGAGGAUUCUACUGGUGUGGACCACCUCUUGCCAUUAUCAACCAACAACCAUAAAAAAACAUCUCAUCAACGUAUGUUCAUAUUUUAUGUCAACUGCUUCCCUGUUGUUUUUCUGAAAGACUUUCAUCCAAUGAAGGGGUAGGACAAUUACGUCCUUAUGUUACGUAUGAUAUGAUGAUCCUAUGUUUUCUAAAGGUUGUUUGAAUGUUUGUAAUCUGCCUGUUGUUGGCACACAUUGAUAGGAUGGUGGUUAAGACUCUGAGACCCUAUGAGUUUUGUCUCUUGUGUGUACUAUACUGUAGGAUGUAGAUGUAUAAGAGGAUCGAAACCCAGCUGUAAAGAUUACUCCCUGCCAGGAAAAAACACAAACUUGUCCCAUUUUGAGAGACAAUGCAUUCCUUUGUUACGUUACAAUUCCAAUUACACUCUGGUUAAUCUGUUAACGUGUGAGUGUGUGUGCGUGCACUGUGUGUUUGUGAGUGUGAGAGACAGAAUGCUCAUUUUCAGCAUUCUAGAAUGCCUUUGCCACAUUCCCAUAUAGUGAAGGCAGUUGUUGUUGCACAGUGUUUCUGCUUCAUCCUCAGCCAUCGACUGUCUGUGUUCCUGACCUCUUUUCUCCUGCUUUAAAUGUUACAGGACACAAUGUCCUCUACAGAAGGUUAGCUGCUUCCUUUUCUCAUGUCACCACUGAAGUCUUGAGAUAUUGUACAGUACCAGUCAAAAGUUUGGACACACUACUCAUUCAAGGGUUUUUCUUUAUUUUUACUAUUUUCUACAUUGUAGAAUAAUAGUGAAGACAUCAAAACUAUGCAAUAACACAUAUGGAAUCAUGUAGUAACCAAAAAAGUGUUAAACAAAUCAAAAUAUAUUUUAGAUUCUUCAAAGUAGCCACCCUUUGCCUUGACAGCUUUGCACACUCUUGGCAUUCUCUCAACCAGCUUAAUGAGGAAUGUUUUUCCAACAGUCUUGAAGGAGUUCCUACAUAUUCUGAGCACUUGUUAGCUGCUUUUCCUUCAUUCUGCGGUCCAACUCAUCCCGGACCAUCUCAAUUGAGUUGAGGUCGGGUGAUUGUGGAGGCCAGGUCAUCUGAUGCAGCACUCCAUCACACUCCUUCUUGGUCAAAUAGCCCUUAAACAGCCUGGAGGUGUGUUGGGUCAUUGUCCUGUUGAAAAACAAAUGAUAGUCCCAAUAAGCGCAAACCAGAUGGGUGGAAACCACACAUGCAAAAAUCAUAUGUUCACCUACUCUGCGUCUCACAAAGACACGGAGGUUGGAACCAAAAAUCUCAAAGUUUGACUCAUCAGACCAAAGUACAAAUUUCCACCAGUCUAAUGUCCAAUGCUCGUGUUUCUUUGCCCAAGCAAGUCUCUUCUUUUUAUUGGUGUCCUUUUGUAGUGGUUACUUUGCUUUUACUUUAAUUCAACCAUGAAGGCCUGAUUCACGCAAUCUCCUCUGAACAGUUUAUGUUGAGAUGUGUCUAUUACUUGAACCCCGUGAUGCAUUUAUUUGGGCUGCAGUCUGAGGUGCAGUUAACUCUAAUGAACGUAUCCUCUGCAGCAGAGGUAACUCUGGGUCUUCCUUUCCUGUGGCGGUUCUCAUGAGAGCCAGUUUCAUCAUAGCGUUUGAUGGUUUUUGCAACUGCACUUGAAAAAACUUUCAAAGUUCUUGACAUUUUCCAGAUUGACUGACCUGUUCUUGCCAUAAUAUGGACUUGGUCUUUUACCAAAUAGGGCUAUCUUCUGUAUACCACCCCUACUUUGUCACAACUCAACUGAUUGGCUCAAACGCAUUAAGAAGGAAAGAAAUUCUACAAAUUAACUUUUAACAAGGCACACCUGUUAAUAGAAAAGCAUUCCAGGUGACUACCUAAUGAAGCUGGUUGAGAGAAUGACAAAAGUGUGCAAAGCUGUCAUCAAGGCAAAGGGUGGCUAUUUUGAAUAAUCUCAAAUAUAAAAUAUAAUUUGAUUUGUUUAACACUUUUUAGGUUACUAUGUGUUAUUUCGUAGUUUUGAUUUCGUCACUAUUAUUCUACAAUGUAGAAAAUAGUAAAAAUAAAGAAAAACCCUUGAAUGAGUAGGUGUGUCCAAACCUUUGACUGGUACUGUAUGUGUAAUGUUUCUUAUGAAUAAACAACAUUGUGAAAAUGGAGAGAACAAAGGCCUCAGUUUUGAAGAGAGUUUGUUGUACCUUUAUAUUAAAUCAGAGUCUGAGAAGUUGUCUAGUUAGAUUUGGUGUAUUCCAUCUAUUUCAGUGUCUCUCUAAGGUCUGAUAGCUGUCAAUCAGUCUGUUAAUAUGGUGACUGUUGUAGUGCCUGGUAGACUAGGUCAGUGCGCACCAAACCGCACGUCAGAACAACAUCCCCAGACCUUUUCAGCGGACACCAUUGUUCAUGUAAUAAUUUUAGACACAAGGGAGAUAUAACCUGUACUCUUAAGUAGAUCAUUCUGAAGUAACACACCAUCAGCAACUCUUAAAAGCACAGAGAGAGAGCGAAUGGUUUACUUUCUUUUGAUACCAAGGAACUUUUUUCAGAGUAAAUUAUUUUGAUUUGUUUUUUAUAAAUGUUUAUAUAUAUUUGUUUUUCUCUCGGAUUGCAAUGGUGCUGGACUAAUAGUGCAGAUUCUGUUAUUUUAAAAAGGGCUUUUUACAAGGCUUUUAUGUAAGAAAAAUUACUCAGCUUUGCUAUAUUGGCACAUAGUAUUCUAUUUAAAUGGCUAUUGGUUAGGAGUCAGUCCCUGGCAGGUGCCUUAAUGAUGAGCAUGUCACUGUCGUAAAAACGGAUUUAGCCGCUACCCCUGAGAGCCUCACUGAUCAUGUAACAGGCACAUACACACACCACUCUCUCUCGCUCUCUCAGUAUCUCUCACUCUCUCUCUUUCCCUCCCUAGAAGCUGAGUUACCAUGGGCAGUCAGCAGGCUCUUUUGUGUGUUUCUUCUUGUUGUAAGAAGGAAAUGAUGACUCUCUUUAAAUAGGGCAUUACAGUAGCAGGCCUCUCAAAGUCUUUAAAUGUACUUGUGGUUCAAACCCAAAGUUUCUCACAGGCCCAGCCAUCCAACCACUGACAAGCAUGAUUCCAGUCCACACAGACAGACUUAACUGGUCUGGUUCCUCCUGCCUUUGAUAAAAGCUGCUGCCAUACCCGUUACGCUACCUCCCUGGCCUCCUCUGCCCUUUGACCUGAAAGAACUAAAUGCAAGGCUGUCACUUGUACCUAACUACCUGCCCGAGACCCACCAUGUUUGUUGUGUUGUCAGUAAGAACCUUUCUAAAAAUAAAAAUGUAUCGGUGAGCAGCAGCAGUUAGCAAAACACAAUAAAGUGUUAUACAGUAUCCCAAACCACUUUGCUGUUCUACGUUCUACGUUCCUAAAACAAGUAACUGAGCACAUGAAUGGAAGUGAAGUGAAGUCAUAAUUAUGUACAUUUUAAAAGGGAAUUGAAAAUAUGAUGAUAUGCUUCUUCUUAAUACACUUCGGGUUUUAUGUUUACAGUAAAGGUCUUUCCUAUUGUUUUUUUAAAUAGUUUCGGUCUAAUAUAGCCUUUCUACCUGUCUGUCAGGUACAUAUGUUAGGCUCCUCCCCCUCAGGUAACAGUAGCUGGUCACACAGCAGCAGGUAGCCAAUGACAGGAGAGAGCCUUGGUUCAGUCUAAAGCAACGGUCCAAUCAGAGAGAGAGAUACUGCUAGGCAUGAGAGGGCAAUGCCACUGUACCAUUUCAUUGUUCAUCUAUCCUUAAGCAAACUGCAUGAUAUCACCUCCCCAUCCACACUGUCCACUGUCACAUCACAAUGCCUAGCAAUAUGUACAUGAAUUAGUUUACGCUUUUAAUAAUAUUAGCUAAAUUAUUACUGAAAGAUUGCCUGUAUAUUCGCUUUAUAUAUUUCCUUUCUUUCUAAAACAUUGACUCUUGGGAAAAAGAGAAUGCAAUGACUGAAAAUGAAACAAAAAAAUCAUUGCUUGUAUUGUUACUUGAAAAGGAUACAUCAACAUAUUAUUUGUACUCUUUCUAUCCUGCGUAGAGAAUAAAGCUGAAUGUCUACUGUAGCUAUGAGCUGACUGUUGAAGUAUGUAGCUCUCUCCCUUUCUACAGAAACUAUGUCUUUGUACAUAGGCUCAUUUUAAAAAAGAAAGAUAAGAAGAAAUGGAACGGGAUUUAGAUUUUUAGGGGGUUUUGGGGUUGUUCUUUUCCAACCAUGUACCCUGUUCAGCUGAGAUCUCAUUUCCUUCUGUUUGUCAUAUAGACCACAAAUAAAUGUUUGUUGAAAAUAAAGAAUCUAUUCUCUCA
This is a messenger RNA of Salvelinus fontinalis (brook trout), 10866 nucleotides long. Its product is annotated as protein SOGA1-like. The coding region runs from base 377 to 5869 and encodes 1830 amino acids. Gene Ontology annotation, biological process: regulation of autophagy. The record is from RefSeq and is a predicted model, not a curated record. NCBI's taxonomy places the organism in Eukaryota, Metazoa, Chordata, Actinopteri, Salmoniformes, Salmonidae. The transcript has 14 exons.